Messenger RNA from Lymnaea stagnalis (great pond snail), 14434 nucleotides. The record is from the annotation of a GenBank genome assembly. NCBI's taxonomy places the organism in Eukaryota, Metazoa, Mollusca, Gastropoda, Lymnaeidae.
CCAGCACGCACACCAACUGGGCCGUUGAUAUCCACGAAGGGCCACUUAUUGAUCGGUGCGCGAUCCAAACUAAUCAAAGACGGAACUGGGCGAGGGUACCGUGUACCGUGUUGUUACAGAUCGUGGUAAAUUUUGGUGUGACCCGUUGAGACCGUUGAGGAGUUGUUGAAGUAAGACGUGACUGAUUUCCCUAUGAGUUUGUGCUUGGGAACGGUAAGUAACUAGAUUGUGAACAGCGAGUGAUUUUAUGAGACAGCGAGUGACUUUAUAAGACAGUGUGUGAUUUUAUAAGACAGCGAGUGAUUAUAUAAGACUUAUAAGUCAGGCGUAUACGCAUUAAGUGCUGUCGCAAUUUUAUUUUAAAAUCAAGUAUCACGAAGUCUAAACUUUUGAACUUUUGGCGGUUUCCAUAGAAUAGUUCAAGUCAAACCUGACAGAUUUAUUUUGACUGAUGCCAUUUUGAUAAGCUACGUGGAAUUACGCAAUACUUAACACUGGCAGCUAGUGAAAAAGGUCGGGCUGAUUUUAACCGCAGAUACUAGAGAGAGGUCUUGCCUUGCGGACCGAAUCAAUAACACUUUGCUAUUACGGUCUUAGAUCAGGGCCAGUGGUUGAGUGUUGAAUUGUAUCCUAGAAAACCCGUUCCGCUCGCGCAAACACGUGAGUUCAUUGUGGUUGGAGUAUUCGGCGGUUCAUUUGUAAGGGAAACAAUUGUCCCAGCAGUUAGUGUUGUCUCAUUGGCACAAAGACUUGACACAUUUAAACCAGUGUUAAGAGUGGAACUGAAAUGUUACUUAGCACUGUGUGGCAGUUUACAGAUCCUUUCAGGACUGCGUUAGCUUUAGGAGUACCACGGUGUUUGAGAACUGUUAGCUGAGACUUGCCCCAACUCUUUCAAAGUCUCCAAACACACGAUCCACAGUUCUCUCCUCUGUCUCUCCCCCCCCCCCGGCACACACACAGUCUCUCUAUAUAUAUUUAUAUAUUUACAUCUUUCUCCCCAUCUCCACCACUCUUUCUCUCUCUCUUUCUCUCUCUCUUCACCACUCUCUUUCCACCACUCUCUCUCUCUCUCUCUCUCUUUCUCUCUUUCCUCCACUCUCUCUCUCUCUCUCUCUCUCUUUCUCUCUUUCCCCCUCUCUCUCUCUCUCUCUCUCUCUCUCUCUCCCCCUCUCUCUCUCUCUCUCUCUCUCUUUCUCUCUUUCCCUCUCUCUCUCUCUCUUCCCCUCUCUCUCCCCCCCCCUCUCUCUCUCUCUCUCUCUCUUUCUCUCUCUCCCCCUCUCUCUCUCUCUCUCUCUCUCUCUCUCUCUCUCUCCCCCUCUCUCUCUCUCUCUCUCUUUCUCUCUUUCCUCCACUCUCUCUCUCUCUCUCUCUCUCUUUCUCUCUUUCCACCACUCUCUCUCUCUCUUUCUUACUUCCUGACUCAUAAACACCCUUGCCUAUAAACACAAGACUUGGAGCCCACCUUUACUGAAGUGGCGUUAGACUGAAUGGCGCCCCAAAGAUAACACUACAAUUGUCUCCAUACCCGCUAAGGUUUCUCUCUCGCGCGCACGAUUUUCAGUGAACAAAAGACGAUUUGGGACUUUUCCCAUCCCGGGAUAUACCGUGUCCAAACAUUUAGUAAUACAAUUUUCUUGAUUUAUUUUUAAUUUCAUUAAGUCACAGAUUGUCACAAAUGUGGCUGGACCUGUCAAAUCUAGUGAAACUGCGCUGAAUUACUAAGCUCGGUAGCUCUCGUACAGAAGUUCUCAAGUGUUUUCAAGACACGACCACAUUCAUAUGGAAGCAAAGUGAGUCCCAUGACUUCCUGUGUCAGACAACUUUUAUAAUACGUUCACGUGCUGUGGGUUCUCUCCUCCCAAAAUCCACAUAGGAAGACACUUACAAAUAAAGAUACAUUUAUAAUCAUUAAUAUUUGUUUAAAAUUCGAAACGAAACCUUUGUUUAAACUUUAAUGUCUUAAAAACAUUUGCUUGUUAAUAUUUAGUGAUGGAUUCGAAACUAACAUUGGCGACCUCUGAAGAAUGCAAAACUAAUACAUUUUUAUGUUGUUGUUUUUUUUACUACAGGUGGUUAAAUCCAAAUUUUGGUAACGAGGAUAGUAGUAGCUAGUAGGUUAUCCAUUGCUAGGGAUAAUCAGUGCAAAAUGAAACAAAUGGUAGCAAGUGACCAACCUCUCAGCUAACCUUAACAUUGUUGUCAUUUAUUAACAGAAAACAACAAUUAAACAAAUAUAAAAAUCAACUCUUUUAUAGACUAGUUUAAUUCAGUUCAUGAUAUAUUUUAAAUUAAAUUAAUUUUUUUCCUGGUGUGAGGAAAACUCUAUUCACUUUUGCCUGGGAAAAUCAAAAACCCUGAAAAUGAGAAAACCUACUCACCAGGUAUACACGACACAUCCAAGCCCCAACUCCCACCCCAGUGGUGUUGCUAGGGUUGAUCCCUCCUGGGGCAUUUGGCCAAAAUGCAACCAAUCUUCAAUGUAAAGAAAAAAAGUACCGCCCGGGGGAACCACCAGUCCACACCCCAUUCCUACGCCACCCCAUUCCUACGCCACACACUUUCCUCCCCACCCUACCCCCCCCAUGACAAACAACUGCAGAUAGAGACACGCCUGCGAAACCCAGAGGGCCGUGGUAGAGACCAACCCUACAAGACCACCCCCCAAAAGACCAACCCCACAAGACCAACCCCACAAGACCAACCCAACAAGAUCAACCUCACGGGACCAACCCCACGAGACCAACCCCACACGAUCCACCAAUAAUCAUAAUUACGGUUUGAUCAAGUCGACCUGAAAUGUAAACAUGUCCAAUAUCAGCGGUAAAGGUAAACUAUCGAGAGUUUCGGUGCAGUAACCCCAAUAUCAGACAGCACCCCCUUCCCCACACACUUUUUUUUACAGCACAUCCACUUUACAGCACACAUCAAACAACUGAACUUCAGCAGCUCUUCGGAGAUUUUGUCGUUUCGUUUUGUCAUCAUGUCACUCUUUAAAUGUUCAUCGUAACGUUCCUGAUGCAGUGUCAGUGCUGUCAGGUUUGAAUUCGUUUCCUGAAAUGUAUCAUUAAAAUGGUAUGUGCUUCACUAAUAAUCGUUGCUUUUCCAACCACUGUGUCACAACAGAGUAGUGUCUACCUUGCAGGAUGUAGGUGUGUCGCGGCGAAAAUAAGGGAUACUGUACCAACAUUCCCGCAUGUCUUCGAUAAGAUUUUUUUUUUUUAAUUGGAAAUAAGAAAAGUUAUGGGUAAAUUUAUUUUUUUUUAAAAGAAAGACUUCUUCAAUAUUUGUGAAGAUAUUGGGUAGAAACUACACAUAGACGAUUGUCUGCUCUGGUGAGAUCGUCUGGUUUUGAUGAGAUCGUCUGGUCUGAUGAGGUUGUCUGGUCUGAUGAGGUCGUCUGAUUUUAUGAGAUCAUCUGGUCUGAUAAGGUCGUCUGGUCGUCUGAUGAGGUCGUCUGGUCUGAUGAGGUCGUCUGGUCUGAUGAGGUUGUCUGGUCUGAUGACAUCGUCUGGUCUGAUGAGAUCUUCUGGUCUGAUGAGAUCGUCUGGUCUGAUGAAGUUGUCUGAUCUGAUGAGAUCGUCUGGUCUGGUGAGGUUGUCUGGUCUGAUGAGAUUGUCUGGUCUGAUGAGAUCGUCUGGUCUGAUAAUGUUGUCUGGUCUGAUAAGGUUGUCUGGUCUGAUAAGGUUGUCUGGUGUGAUGAGGUCGUCUGGUCUGAUGAGGUCGUCUAGUCUGAUGACAUCGUCUGGUCUCAUGACAUCGUCUGGUCUGAUGAGGUCGUCUGGUCUGAUGAGGUUGUCUGGUCUGGUGAGGUCGCCUGGUCUGAUGAGGUUGUCUGGUGUGAUGAGGGCUCUGGUCUGAUGAGGUCGUCUGGUCUGAUGAGAUCGUCUGGUCUGAUGAGAUCGUCUGGUCUGAUGAGGUAGUCUGGUCUGAUGAGGUUGUCUGGUCUGAUGAGGGCGUCUGGUCUGAUAAGGUCGUCUGGUCUGAUGAGGUUGUCUUGUCUGAUGACGUUGUCUUCUUUCUGAGAAACGAUUAGAGGGAAAUGAUGUUUGAAUUUUUCAAAGGAAAAGGAGCAAAAUAAUUAAUGUGAUUUAUUUCAAAACCAAAUGGACAUAUCAUACUGACAUAUCAUAUUGACAAAUUAUGCUGACAAAUCAUGCUUAUAUAUAUUUUAACAUAUCAUGCUGACAUAUCACACUUAAAUAUCCUGUUGACAUGUUAUACUAACAUAUAAUAUUGACAAAUUAUACUGACAAAUCAUGCUGAAAUACAUUUUAACAUAUCAUGUUGACAUAUCACACUUAAAUAUCAUGUUGACAUGUCAUACUGACAUAUCAUAAUGACUUAACAUUCUGACAUAGCAUGUUGACAUAUCAAUGCUAAUUAUUUAUACUGACAUAUUAUGACAUAUCACGCUAAACAUAUCAUGCAAAACAUAUCAUACUGACAUAUCAUGAUGAGAUAUUUGAACUUUGGAUGAAGUAAGCACAAGCAUGGAAUGAAAAGGUAAAAUAUGUUAAUUUUCCUCUUACUGUGUCGCGAAGUAAUUUAUGUCUGAUAAAUUUGGAAAUGAAUUGUACGAUAAGCCAACGUAAGUAAUUUAUUGAAUGGCUGGGUGUGUAGAUGCAUUGUACUAUAAGCCAAAGUUAUUUACUGUCUGACGAUGUAAAUUAUGUUAAAGUUAGAUUAGUUAUGUUUUGAACAACAACAACAACCCUUAUAGAGCAGAUGCGCAGAGGAGCGAAAAUUGCAUUUUAACAUUUCUAUCUCGCAUUUCAUGUGUUAGACUGACAUAGUACGUCAUUGGUAGAUGGAAUACCUGGAUGCAUGGCUCCAUGGCUUAAACAACUUGGGGACCUCUGAACUAGAGUAAUAGAUCUAACCUUGUUGCGGUUUAAAUUAAAAAAAUAAACUCCUAUUUUUUUAGCACAAACAAUACUCAUGCAAAUGGAGUCUUAAUGAACACAUGGUGAGAAAACACAAAUAAUAAUAUGGGUCAAUAGUUACAAAGAUGUCUUCAUUGUCGAUUAGUCUUAUUUUAUAUCAUAAAUAUUGUUUGAAAUCAAGCAAACUGUAAAAUGCUAUUUUAUUUAAAGUUAAAGUUUGAAACCACCUGUUUUAAUAGUCCACUUUGCUCUUUGCACUCUUUACCCCAAACUACUCUCCGGUCGACACACGUAACUUGUUUCUUAUCAAUCCUUUUUAAUACUUAUCGCAUUCUUCCUACACCACAUGGCACUUCUCUCCAAACUUGACAGAACUUACAUUUUUCUAUUUAAUGUACGAAUACAAGCUAAAUGACAUCACCAAACAUAUGAAGCCCAUGUGACCCUGUUUCCCGGGUUAAAAUACCUCCCAAUAUUAUCAACCCUCCCUCCAAAAGUAUUGUCCUACUUAUGACCCCGUUGUCCUACUUGUUGCCCCGUUGUCCUACUUUUGACCCCGUUGUGAUACUUAUGACCCCGUUGUCCUACUCGUGACCCCGUUGUCCUACUUGUGACCCCGUUGUCCUACUUAUGACCCCGUUGCCACACGGUAUCUAUCAAUCAUUUAAAUGUUGUUGUGGUGUCCCCUCUGAUUGCCUUUUGCUAUUUAUGUCCGAUGUUAUCAUUGAUCUCAUUGAUUAGCUCAUCGAUCGGAGGUUUCCAGAGUAAAGUAGAACAACACACGCGUGCACCGUGUCGGUUCUGUGCUGACGCAUAUAGUACACUUUCAUGAUGUAUGACAUGAAAGACUAGCUCACCAUUAUAUGAUAUAUGACAUGAAAGAACUAGCUCACCAUUGUAUGAUAUAUGCCAUGAAAGAACUAGCUCACCAUUAUAUGAUAUAUGACAUGAAAGAACUAGCUAACCAUUAAAUUAUAUAUGACAUGAAAGAACUAGCUCACCAUUAUAUGAUAUAUGACAUGAAAGAACUAGCUCACCAUUAAAUUAUAUAUGACAUGAAAGAACUAGCUCACCAUUAUAUGAUAGAUGACAUGAAAGAACUAGCUCACCAUUAAAUUAUAUAUGACAUGAAAGAACUAACUGGCUCACCAUUAAAUUAUAUAUGACAUGAAAGAAGUAGCUCACCAUUAUAUGAUAUAUGACAUGAAAGAACUAGCUAACCAUUAAAUUAUAUAUGACAUGAAAGAACUAGCUCACCAUUAUAUGAUAUAUGACAUGAAAGAACUAGCUCACCAUUAAAUUAUAUAUGACAUGAAAGAACUAGCUCACCAUUAUAUGAUAGAUGACAUGAAAGAACUAGCUCACCAUUAAAUUAUAUAUGACAUGAAAGAACUAACUGGCUCACCAUUAAAUUAUAUAUGACAUGAAAGAAGUAGCUCACCAUUAUAUGAUAUAUGACAUGAAAGAACUAGCUAACCAUUAAAUUAUAUAUGACAUGAAAGAACUAGCUCACCAUUAUAUGAUAUAUGACAUGAAAGAACUAGCUCACCAUUAAAUUAUAUAUGACAUGAAAGAACUAGCUCACCAUUAUAUGAUAUAUGACAUGAAAGAACUAGCUCACCAUUAAAUUAUAUAUGACAUGAAAGAACUAGCUGGCUCACCAUUAAAUUAUAUAUGGCAUGAAAGAAGUAGCUCACCAUUAUAUGAUAUAAUAUGACAUUACAGAACUAGCUCACCAUUAAAUUAUAUAUGACAUGAAAGAACUAGCUCACCAUUAUAUGAUAUAAUAUGACAUGAAAGAACUAGCUCACCAUUAAAUUAUAUAUGACAUGAAAGAAGUAGCCCACCAUUAUAUGAUAUAAUAAUUACAGAACUAUCUCACCAUAUAUGAUAUAUGACAUUACAGAAAUAGCUCACGAUUUUAUGAUAUCUGACAUAACAGAACUAGAUCAACAUCAUAUAAUAUAUAUGACAUUACAUAAUGAGCUCACCAUUAUAUUAUAUCACAUAAACAGUAUGCAAACAGCUCGCCAUCUUAAGACUUAUGACAUUAAGAAACAUUGUAAAAUAGUUUGACACAGGUACCGCCUGGUAUAGUCUAGUCACUAGAGCACAGGUUCUCAUCCCCUGGGACCUGACAUCAAAUUGGGUUGCGAACGGAUUUUUGUGUGGUAGCUGAUGGAAACAAUAGACUAAGAGAGAUUGGAAUGUGUAAAUAGUUUUAUUUUUUUAAAUGGUGUCUCACAGUUUGAGUAACAGUUCCAAUCAUGACAGUAAAUCUGUCGAUAAUACUGAAAAAUCUAGUUUCAAUAUGUUUUCCUUGCCAAGAAUUUACCGUAUUUAAAAACCUUUUUUUAUCAAAUGAUCGUGGCCAGUGAGGGAGAAGGCUCAGUUUGUUUCGAUAAAAAUGAUGUUGUGACUUGAAAACGCUAGAGAGCAUGUGUACUUGAGCUACUGAGCGCAAUAGUUCAGCGAAGUUAGUUACAUUUUACAGGUUCUCGCGUAUAGCGACAAUUUUUGACAAUCUGUGACUUGCUGAAAUAAAAGAGAGGAGAAAAAUAAAUUGAAUCUAAUAUUUUGUAACCGGGAUAGAAACAUUUCCCGAGAAAUCAUUUGUUUUCUAAAAAUCGUGUGGGAUCCCAGCUUGAGAACCCCUAGCCCCGCCAAAAUGCCUCCAACCAACGCUUGAAAAAUUCCUUCCGACAAACAAAUCGUCUAUUUUUUUUUUUUUAAAUCACUGAAUUCAGGUAUACUCCAAAAUGCACUUCUUGAUUUUAAAAUAUUCACACAUUUUUACCGCUUCCCUUUUAGGAUUACAAACUCUGAAGUUGUCCGUAAAUUCCGCCCCUCCAUAUAAAGACGAACCCAUUCGCCCCCCCCCCCUUUCCACGCCACUGGCAGUGGUGUUGCUAGAGUGUUUGGCGUCAGGGGACAAGAUUAAUUUUACCCAGUCAAAUUUGAAACCCAUUAUUUUCAUCCAUUAAAUACCAGAAAAGCCAAUUUUGGUGCCCUCGCUAGUCUGGCAUCCGGGUAAAUAUGUUCCCUAUGCCCCUCUUAGCUGCGCCUCUGUUCACUGCAACUUCCUACCCAAAAUUUGAAAUCUCCCCCCCCCCCCCCCCCCCAAAAUUGAAAAAAAAAAAAAUCCCCCCCCCNUUUUCAAACAGCACACCUUUCAUGUGACAUCAUAAAAUAUUGGUGUAGGAAGACUGACAAGGUUUGGGGGUGGGGGGUGGGUGCGGGGGUACGUCAUGAGUAUCACUUACCUUAUUUGGGGCGGGGGGUGGGUGAGGGGGUACGUCAUGGGUAUCACUUACCUUAUUUGGGGUGACGUAGACGGUCCAAUUUAUAUGCUUCAAAUCGCUUUUGUGUGUGUGUGUUUAUGCUGUAUGUACUGCAGCUUUCAUUAAUUAAGGACGGCAGAGUCAAAGUUAACUCAUUGCGUCACAAACUCACCAGCUUUUUCACCCCUGGAACACGAGUACAGCUACACAUUUUUCGAUGUGUUUCUAUCAUUGCUAUAACACUGGCAUCCUCUUUACCCCACCAUCCCCCCAUAGUGUCAUUGCCAAAGCAGCAUCAUUAUCAGAGCGUAGAGUUAGCCGUUGCCUGCUAUUUCAUUUAUUUACCCCUGCACCUUCUCUGCUUCCCCAGACUCUGUCGUGGUGCCAUGGGUUGUCAUGUGAAAACAGUCAGCAAGAUUCUCUUUCGACUUGGUCAGCUGAUCCUGCUGGGUGGCAUGGUGUGCUACCUGGUAUCCGUGGCCACGCCCCACUGGGUGGACCGUCCCACCGUCGACGACGCAGCGGAGAAUAUCAAUCUAACGCUGGUACAUUAUUGGUUUCUUUCUUGUAAAUGAAUUUUAACAUUGGGUAUGUACAAAAGUGUCAAUGAAAGGAAACGAAACAUGCGUAAAAUAUAUAUAUAUAUAUUUAGAAAUGCUUUUAGAAUGCGAUUUUCAAAGAGUUCAUGAUUUUGUAAACUGUUCCUGAAAAGUUAGAGAAAUAAAACUCGUUCAACGGACUUCCAAAAUUAAAACAAAAAGACCCCCCCCCCACCCUGGGAUUCUUUGAAUACCAUUGGCUUAGCAUUGGCUUAGCAUUGGCUUAGCAUUGGCUUAGCAUUGCUCACGUUUUGAUGCAUCUAUUCCAUUCAAUUAAAAUGCUCCGUUCACACGAUCAAAUUUUCGUCAACUUUUCCUCAAAUUUGCGUCACAUUUCUUUUUGAACGCAUUAUUUUUGUUUUACUAAACGUUCAGUGUGACGUCAAAGUUCUACGUUAUGAUGAUAUGAUGGAAUUACUUAGCUACAGCCCCGUUCAAACGAUGCGUUAACUCCCCAGCUAGUCAAAUUUCUUGAGAAAACAUGCCAUCAACUAUCGCAAAUUAUAAGAAUCCCAAUUAGCACUACCCAACCCCACUCCACUGUACGCCGACAAACACUUUUUUCCACGCCCCUGGAAUAAAUUAACAUGCUAAUACCCCACCCCCACUUUUACACCACAGAGUUACUGCAUCAUAUUUCACUUUAGACUAUUUCCACAAAACAAAAGAAAUAUGUUACGAGCCCAAUGCACUUUUUAAGAAUUUUCUUGAGCGCAGUUAUCGGGAAGUUUAUUCAGUGAAAGCGUUAAUGACUGGACUGGUUGAUUGAUCAAUUGUUCCAGUCCAGUCAUACAGACUUGUGUAUUUUCUUGAUAGGUUACAGUUUAUCAAUGGGAACAUUAGUGUGCAUUGGGGGUAAAUUUAUGUCAAUAUUUCAUUGAUUUUUUCUUUCCAUCCUCCUAGACAUUGGUGACAAAAAACUUUGGUAUCUUUAAGGCUUGCCGACAAACUGCAUCUGGUAGAUCUAAUAAAGGUGGUGACGACAGGAAUGACCAUGACGAUUGUGGUAGCUUGUGGGAUAAUAUCAAUUAUAUCAGUAAGUAGAUAGCUUGUGGGAUAAUAUCAACUAUAAUAUCAGUAAGUAGCUAGCUUGUGGGAUAAUAUCAAUUAUAUCAGUAAGUAGCUAGCUUGUGGGAUAAUAUCAACUAUAAUAUCAGUAAGUAGCUAUCUUGUGUGAUAGUAUCAACUAUAUCAGUAUGUAUCUUUCUUGUGGGAUUAUAUCAACUAUAUCAGUAAGUAGCUAGCGUGUGGGAUAAUAUCAACUAUAUUAGAAAGAAGCUGGUGCCAAGGACGUGGCAAGCAAAAGCUGCUACUCGGAAAAAUCCGAAUUUAGGCGCUCUUAACCCAAAAUUACCAUAUUUCUUAUUUUAAUACUCAUAUUAUUACCCACACACACACACACUGACUUUACCGGAUAUAUUUACAAAGAAAUUUGUUCAACGGAACAUUUGUUCGAACGGAAAUUUUUAUCGAACGACCGUAUCUUCGAAAUGAAAUAAUGGGGGGGGGGGGGGUUGCCCCCCAAUUUUUUUUUAAUUUAAAAAGUUUUCUUUUUUACCAUUUUCGCGCUCUACCUUUCCCUUUGAAAAAAAGAAAUGAAAUAAUGGGGGGGGGGGGGGUUGACCCCCAAUUUUUUUUUAAAUUAAAAAGUUUUCAUUUUUACCAUUUUCGCGCUCGAACUUUCCCUUUGAAAAAAACAUCAAAUCAAUCAAUAAAUUUUCUUCGUGUAAGAAACUUGCGUUCAAACCCAUUUCUUUCAAACACAUUUCCGGAUACUAUAGUAAAUAAGUACCCCUCUUAUUGGGCGUGCACUAUGCACGUACUUAUUUUACUUAAUGGUUAAUCCGGGCCACUUCGGCCCGGUGCAGACGACCAGAGUCAACAAGAGCUUAAAGUUAUAGCCAACAUGCCGGUGCUUGUCAGUUGAUUGUAAGCUUGACUUUCAAGAAACUGUACACACGUGAUAUACGUCUGUGGCGUAACCGAAAUAUUGACUAUGAAUGUUACAUUGAUUGAAUUUGAAGACGUUCAACGCAUAUUAAUCGUUCAUGAACUUUAUCUGCGACAUAUCUUGUUGUUGAGCACAGACACGCACCUGGUUGGGACAACCAUAGCACUUGUCAGGGGCCCCGGCUUGAUAGGGCCCCACCGAUUUUCGAGUUUUAAAAUAUACGCACAUAUUUGAAACACGAAAGGGGCCCGCACUCUGUCAGCUGCCUGGGGCCCAGAAUGUCCUAAGUACGGGCCCCGCACUCUGUCAGCUGCCUGGGGCCCAGAAUGUCCUGAGCGCGGGCCCCGCACUCUGUCAGCUGCAUGGGGGCCAGAAUGUCCUAAGUGCGGGCCCCGCACUCUGUCAGCUGUCUGGGGCCCAGAAGGCCCUGUUGAGCAUGAACAAUACGUGGAGAGUCGAUACGCACAUUUUAUUGUAACUUGAUUUUUUAAAUUAUAUUUAUUUUUCUGUUUCGUGUUUUGUCUUUUCUGCUGAAGAAGGCUUUUGGGCGAAACGUUAUCUUUUUAUGAUCAUUUUCUUUCAUUUCAAGAUUCGACGUACCUUCUUCCACUAUUGUAAUUGCAAAAAAAAAAGAAAAAAAAAAAAAAAAAAAAAAAAAAACCCCCCCCCCCCCCCAAAAAAAAACAGGCCACGCCCCCUAAAUAUUCCUGGAAGAACCGUCCCACCGAGAGUACCGGUAUUUACAUUUCUGUUUUCCACUUGUUUCGGAUUGCUAUUGGCUAUUACUACCGGUACUAGACAGCAGGUCGUAAUGGCGAGAGCUGCUUUGAAUGCAUGUGGCUUUGCCUCAAAAUGACUAUGUCCCGGGUUUUUAUUAAUAAUUGUAUUGAUAUACCCCAUUCUCUUUCACAGGUCCUCACGCAGCUAGGUAUGUUCAGUUUGUCAUGGUAGCGGCAGGCAUCAUGUAUACUCUGGGAUUUCUUCUUGAGAUUGUACAGGUGGUGCCAAUGAAGAAGUUUCGAAAUUUCGUCGCUAAGAAUCGGAUGGUUGAAAUGUUUGUCAGUAUUGCAAGUGAGUUUUGUUUUUUUUCCAUGGAAAAUUUAUUAGUAGUAGUAUUAAUUUGAUCAGAGUAAUUUAUGUUACAUUUUAGAUUACCCUGCAAUAUACCCUAGAUUGUGCAUUCAAAUAUGCGGUAAUUUUAAAGAAAAUGAAAUUGUAUAUAAAAGUAAGCUUUUGAGAAAUCCAAAAUAUCUUGCAAAGUUCAGACAAAGGGGCUCAUGAAAUCAGUUAACACCAAUAUCAGUAUUGCGUUAAACAAUGUGAAUAUUAAACAUUUGCUACAACUGCACAACGUGAUGUUUAAUAUCAAGUAACAAGUAUGACCAUAAGGGGCGGCGGGGGGGGGGACUGCAAUCUGGUUAGGUACAAGGAAAUAUGGGAAACAAUUUAUGGGAAUAAAAUUGAAAAAAGGACGUAACAAAAUAAUUACAGAGUUGUCAAUAAGCCUACUUCAAAAAACCGCAGUAGAAGUUACGACAAGGGCUGGGCCAUCACCCCCAUUGUUUCCUGUACCAACACGCCCGUCGCUGUGAACUUAGAGAACAAACUGAUACGGUACACACUUACGGGACCCAGACACCAUAUGAUGUGAAUUUUAUGUUCUCCUUGUCAUGUUAAAUAUUUUGUCCACCUCCUUUUCACAAGCAAUCACUAAAGAGUUACUUUUUCUCUUACCCCCUCCCCCCCCCCCAUUACCUAUAUUAACUCUCUUACCACAUUCCUCUUGCUAUCCUCUCCGAUACUACAUCGCAGCUAAGUUUUUAUUUUAAUAUUCGUUUGUGUUACCCAUUUGUUUGCUAAAGAAGGCAUCUUGUCGACACGUUUGUUGUAUCUGUUUGUUUUUUUUUUUUGGGGGGGGGGGGGUUUGCGUAUUUUAAUCUUAUUUUUUAAGAAAAUCUAGAACCUAUUUAUGGGGUAUAUUAUUUAAUGAUUUAUUUUUUUUUUUUUUUUUUUUUUUUUUUGGGGGGGGGGGGUUUGCGUAUUUUAAUCUUAUUUUUUAAGAAAAUCUAGAACCUAUUUAUGGGGUAUAUUAUAUAAUGAUUUAUCAUAUUUGUAUGUCAAGUAGAAUGAGUUGGAACUUUGUAUGGUAAAAUAAAAUUAUUUGACUUUCUGUCUAUGAUAAUAAUAUAUUGUUUGUGUCAAUGAAUAUGUUUUAUCAUUUCCAAGCUGUUCUGGUGCUUCAGGGCAUGCUGAUCUUUGCUGGUGAGAUCAAGAACAAGGCACAACGUGUAUCUGGACAAGAGGAUGAGCAGUCCGGCUGGUCAUUUGUCGUGGCAUUAAUAGGGGUACUGCUGAGUGUCUUUGGGCUGGUUUUGGUAACCAUGUUUAGAGAGCUGCCGAUGCCGAGCAAGAAUGAAGAUGGCGGUUCUUGGCUGAAACAUUCAUCAGGCAAUGUGCCACAAACAUCACUGCGGUCAUGAUGCAAGGGCCGUUCACUUACCAAAUGACAGAUGGGCUCAAGUUGUUACGCGUCAAUGACUAUUAUUAUGAGACUUGGCACCAUAUAAAAUACACUGCGAUCAUAGCUGUGAGAAAAUGUGCCUAUUUGACAACUCAUUCAGCUUCCUGGCUGAUGACAAACAAAUCUGGUUUGACAGGAUUGUCUGUAGCAUGGCAAAAGAAGUUAUUCUACAGUAUUUUCUUGACAUUUACAGCUUUGGAAAAUUAGUCACAUAGUACUUUGAAUUAAUUGGUACCGGUAGUUUCAAAUUGAACUUUGUCAUUUUUAUUGUUUAAAUAGCGCACACAUCAUUUUCUGUUAAUUUUUUAAAGAUUUAUUAUAUCAAGAGUUUAAUUUUUUUUACAGGUACAGGGAUAGUGAUAUUCUUUUGUACAAUCUCAAGGGAAGUAAACUGUCAGAAAAUUCCAUUUUUAUCAAAUCAAUCAGUGUAAAACAAAGGUCAUUGAUUUUUUAAAAGCAUCCCUCAAAAAAGUAUUUAUUUUUAAACACUCAACAGUGCAAGGUCAUCUUGUGCAAAUUUUAAAAUUAUAUUUAGUAAGUUCUCACAUCUAUAGAUCAUUGUUAAUACCAGUACAAAUUUUUAAAAAUAUAAUAAAGGUAGCCAGAUACCAGUACAGUACAGUGCCGGUACUAAAAAAAACAAUUCAUUUAAGUUAAUGUGAAAUGAAUCAUCAGGAAAUGUAUCUUAUUGUCUUGUAAGAUGAAUCUGAGACACUUCAAGGUAUUUAAAAUUAUUCCUGACAGUAGCAUGGCGCUGAAGCAUCUUAGUUGGAUGGGAUCCACUUUCACUUAAAGUAAGUCAAUGUAAAAAAAACAACACCUAAAACACUGGUGGAUUUUUGAAAAGUCCACUCUCCCUUAUGAUAAUUUUAGUGACAGCAAAGACCAUUAUAAUUAUAGCGUAUGAUUUAAAAUAUAUUAGUACGACUCUUACAAGUUUCAUGCGGCCACUCCUGUUAAUGUGAUUAUUUAUUCCAACUGCAACUUUACUGUUUUUUGUCAUACAAUAUAGCCUUAUUUUAACUUUAUUGAUCUGAACAUCUGCUGAUAUUUAUAUGAAUAUUUUUGAACUUUAUAUUUGUACUGGUAUAAGAAAAAUUAUUUCAGGUUAUCAUCAUGUUCAACUGUUAUGUCUCUUUUUUAUCAUAAAAAUAUACUCUGUAAAUUAAAAUGCUUUAAGUAAAGUAAUUUACUAG